Messenger RNA from Bursaphelenchus xylophilus (pine wood nematode), 409 nucleotides. The record is from the annotation of a GenBank genome assembly. NCBI's taxonomy places the organism in Eukaryota, Metazoa, Nematoda, Chromadorea, Rhabditida, Aphelenchoididae.
AUGACUGAUGGAGAAGACGAUUACCUCCAUAUCGCCUUUAUAAAGCCCGAGCCUAAAGCCUUAACUGUAACCGCAAAAGGAGUUUAUGUCAUAAUCCUCGUCAUAGGUUCGAUUAGUCAUAAACAAAGAAUCUUGUCAUCAAAAAUUUUCUUAAAUGUUUCGCGAAAUUUCUGCUCAUCAAUAUCCAUGGGUCGAUUUUUAUGAAAUUUUGCACAUACAUUGUCAAUUCCAGAGAGUUGUCCGUCUUCCCAAGCACGUCAAGAUGGAGGAGAUCAAGUGCGAAUUGGAUGAACAGGGCAAGUUGAGUGUCAACGUCCCGAAAGUGGCUGCCAUCGAGGAGAAGAAGAGCACCAAUAUCCCCAUCCAGACGAAGAAACAGGAUGCUGUGGAGGGCGGAAAAGCCAAGUAA